UCGCGCCUGCGCCCAACCUGGAUUAGCUGCCGCCGGCAGCUUCUGGAGCUCUUAGCCAAUGGGCAGUGACGUUUGCUUUUUUUUUUAAAAAACUCCUCUUCAUCCCCCCCUGUGACGAAGGCAGAGGCGGAGGGAAGCCUUAUAGCGGCUCGUUCCGUUUUCUAUCGUGGCAGGAAAAGCUGGAACCGGAGGCAAGGCAGAGUGGAAAGAGAGGUUGCAGCGGGGCAACCUGAAUGGCCGGGAGAGGUGGAGCAGUGCAUGAGCCUGUUACCAUGGUGGGUGAAGAUAAUAUCUCUGUAAGGAAUCGUCGAUCAACAUAUGGCACUGCAGAAGAGAAAGAUGACUUGUCUAGCAGACUUGAAGGAGACUGGUCAUUCUCAAAAUCAAACAAUGGUCAAGUUGAUGUUGACCAUUUGAUAACGAGAAAAAUGCAACUUUUAGCAGAGGCUGAGCAGUUGAAGCCAGCUUUCAUGCAGAGUGUUGACGGUCACUUUACCGAAUUUGUAAAUGGCUUGAUUGCAAAGUCUCUGCAGCUGGAGUCUUCAUCAUCCACCUUCCCAGUUGUGUGUUCAGAGAAACAUGGCGGCUUCAAAAGCAAAGGAUCGAGAGCACCUCCAGAACAUGGAAAAGUUUUUAUUGCUAGGAAGUCUCUCUUGGAUGAGCUAUUUGAAGUGGAACACAUCCGGACCAUCUAUCACAUGUUCAUUGCUCUCCUCAUCUUGCUCAUUCUCAGCACCCUUGUGAUAGAUUUUAUAGACGAAGGAAGGUUGGUACUAGAGUUCGACGUCCUUGUCUACUCUUUUGGCAAAUUUUCUAUCGUCGCAUCUUCUUGGCUUUACAUGUUCCUGGCCAGCUUGGUUGUGCCCUAUGGCCUCUUCCUCCAGUGGGCCCAGGGCUACCAUGGUUCCUCCCACAAAACAAUCCACUCCUCCUUCUUUGGGGCCCUCUUCGUGAUUUUCCAGAUAGUUGGGCUUGGACUGGUGCCAACUUACAUUGUAGUUGCCUACAGUUUACCGCCAGCCUCUAGUUUCAUAGUUAUACUUGAGCAGUUGCGUCUGAUGAUGAAAACCUACUCUUUCAUUAAGGAGAACGUUCCUCGAGUACUUGCCUUUACCCCACAGAAGACAAACUCUGUCCAAGUUCCUAAAGUUUCCCAGUACUUGUAUUUCCUGUUUGCUCCCACCCUUAUUUACAGAGAUUACUAUCCCAGAACCCCUACAAUAAGAUGGAGCUACGUAGCUACCAAGUUCGCACAGGUACUUGGGUCACUCUUCUAUAUUUACUAUAUCUUUUCACGACUCUGUAUACCCAUGUAUCGGAACUUUAGUCGGGAGCACUUCAGUGUACGAGGACUAGUCCUUUGCAUUUUCAACUCUAUCCUUCCAGGUGUAUUGAUGACGUUCUUGGUCUUCUUUUUAUUCCUUCACUGCUGGCUUAAUGCUUUUGCUGAGAUGCUGCGCUUUGCUGACAGAAUGUUCUACAAGGACUGGUGGAAUUCUACAUCUUAUUCAAACUAUUACCGAACCUGGAAUGUGGUAGUACAUGACUGGCUGUAUGACUAUGUAUACAGAGAUUCUCUUUGGCUCUUUGGGAAAAAAUUCAAAGCAGCUGCUAUGCUGUUAGUCUUCUCUCUCUCUGCUGUGGUACACGAAUAUGUCCUGAGUGUCUCCUUUGGUUACUUCUAUCCAGUCAUGUUCUGCCUCUUCAUGUGUUGUGGACUCCUUUUCAACUUCAUUCUCCAUGACCGUCGGAAAGGCCCCAUUUGGAAUGUGUUCAUGUGGACUUCACUCUUCCUUGGCCAGGGUGUCAUACUUUGCCUGUAUAGCCAGGAGUGGUAUGCCCGACAGAAUUGCCCUUUGAAAAAUCCCGCUUUCCUUGAUUAUGUGAAACCGCAUUCCUGGGUUUGCCACGUUAAGGUUUGACAUCCUCUGAGAUUUCUCUCCGGGUCAAGGCCAGAAGAUGUUCUUUUUUAAAAACAAUUAACUCGCGCUAAUGACUGUAAAUGACUUGAGCCAUUUUGAAGGGUAACUGUCUUAGUUAUGGCAUUUGAUCACUCAAGACAGCUAGGACUGCAGAAGGCUCAGCAGGUGAUUCUCAUUCUGUAAGCAGCGCCAACCUGAGCCAUUUCCAUGCUGGUCGUGAAUCCUACUGAACAGGCUGGUUAAGGGGUUUCAGCUGACGUUUUUUGCCUACUGCAACCAGUGCUUCCUGUGUUACUAAUAUUCUCUUAUUCUCCCAAAAUGGUAGGAUUGGGUCAUUGGGGUUAGUUUUGCCUGUCUGAAUGUAGCGUUCUUUCAGAAUCUCCUUUUGAAAUGGGACAAUUGCCCAACAUUUUUAUGCAUUCUUUUGUUGCUUCAACACAAUAUAUGAUAGAGCCAGGGGAUCUGCAAACACUGACUUGGCUUAGUAGCUAUGUUCUGUUUACUGCUCUUGUCCUCCCCUCAAGCACAUACAGAGGACCUGAGGGAGAGGCAGGAGUAUUUGCACUGGGAUGUGGAAAAGGUUACAGACAGUGGGAAAGAGAAUUGCAGUUUCUUACCUUUCCCAAACCCCACAACACAAGUGAGGAGGGCUUGAGUAAGGUGGUGUGUGUUACUGGUGCCUUUCUUGCUGCAGGGCCAAGGUCACUUGCUGCUUGUAAGUGGAUUUGCGGAUGCCUGGAUGGAGCAGCAGCAACACGCUUUACAUCCUCUGCCGUGGAAGUAGACAUAUAUAUGCGUAUGACUUUGAUUCGUCCAUAACUUUUAUUUUGCCACAACAGAUAUUUGUUGAAAUGUAAAUUGGCCCAGGAUAAAUGGAACUGGUUAACUUCUUACACUCAAUGCUGCUUUGAAGGAUAAUGCUCCUGCCUUUUUACGUAUUGUGAAAGGUAUGCCUAGCUUUUUGCUUUGCUUUUGAGCUUGGUUUUUCUCCUCUUUUGAUAAAGAAGUCAUAACUUUUAAUGGCUGAAAUGUACCUUCUAGGUAGGACGAUCCUUUGGACAUUUAAUCUCUUAACAUUAGCAGUGAGGAUUUCCCUGGCCAGGUUCACUUGCCUUUGGGCUUCUGAUCUGGUAAAGUAGGCAGCAUUAAAUUAAGUAUGACAAUUAAGUUGAAAAUUAAAUUGCAAGUUUGUUGCACUGUGAGUAGCUUGUGUUCUCUAUCCCAGAGAUGGCUAGCUUCUGCAAUCCUGUGGGCUGCACUACAAUCCAGACAGUGGCCUGUGAUCUGGAAGCCUUUUGGUACAACUAUGGGACCACUUUCUAUAACGAAAAUGGGUGUGAUCUGUUACUGAGGGUUGCAGUAUUCCCAUUUUAUUAAAACCCAUGUCUUCAGGAUUUCCUUCUCUAGCUGAGGACCAAACUAGACUUGAUAUUACUAACUGCAUGUUAUUUUAAAAGUAAGUAGUGGUUGUGUAGCCCCAGUCUGGAUUGGAUUUCUGGCAUAGGGACAGGUGACUUUAAUAAUAUGAUCCUGAUCUGGAUUGAGGGCGUCACACACUAUUUGCAUCGGGUGGAAAUCUCUCAUUGGCACCAGUUAUAAGCCCAUGCAUGUGCGCGUCCACACACACUUCAUACCUUGAUUAUUCAUUAGUUCUGUUAACCACCAGACAAUCUUUCUGUGGGCCAGAUGCAGUCCAUGAACUGCCAUUUAGCCAUCCCUGCUCUAUUCUGUCAGUAUAUCUUCAGUAUUAAAUUGUUAUAAACAGCAUGAUUGUUUCCCUAUGUUGCAUGCCCAAUCUAAAUUUUGGCAUUUCUCAUUGAUGUUUACUGUAGUGAUUUUGGAUUGAAGAACCAAGAAAAUGUGUUGAAAUGAUCUCACUGCUCCACUUAGAGUGUCAGUUUGCGCAGUAAAAUAGCCUUGGAAUACCACUGUGGGUGGAUGGUGUACUCACAACUGCAUAAGAAGUAACUACGUCAUUGUGAAAAACAGUAUACCCUGGUAGCAUGUAGAGCCAGUUUAGCUUGUAGGGUGCUCCCUCAGUGAAGCUCAGCCGUGUAGUCAGCCUGCAAGCCUUUAGUGUGCAGUUUUUCUCCUAGCCAUCCCAAAGCUCAUCUGGAACCCAUUCUGGAGUGUGGAGGGGAGGGGAGGAAGAGAGACUUGGAUAAGCAUGUGGGAGAUAUCUAUGUUUUCUGUAUACUUGAGCUGUUGACCCAUGCUUUGCCCUUGAUAUGGUACAUAGAAAGUGUAACGUAAUUCUAACUUAUACUGCAGGAAAGAUGUUUGCAUGGUAAGUGUGCUAAUUUGUAUCACUACAGUGAUGCGAUCCAAGUGCAUUUCAGCAAGCUGGGUGUGAGAGAGAGAGGAGCAGUUUGGGAAUAUUGAAAAGGAACCAAAACAACUGCUCUCUCAAGAGGAGAGAAGACCCAUUUUCUCCAUAGAAUUUCAGCACACUCUAAUCCAUUUUGUGUUUGUUGGAAGGCAGUCUUAAAUAAUGUUUUUGGCUUUCCAUUUAAAACUCAAAAGAGAAAGUUACAAAUCGGACCAUAAAAAUUACUCUUUCUAGCCCAUUUUGUUCAACUGAAUCUUUUCCCCAAAGGUUAAUCAUGGUUUUAAAAAAAUAGGCGAAUGUAACACCCAUUUUGAGCUGUAAUUUAUUGAUAAUUUUAUUGAUAACAAAAAAGGUAUUCUAUAGUAAGUGUUGUGUGUCUUUGAAGAGCACAGUUCUAAUUUUUCCUGCGUUGAAGUAGGAUCAAACUCCAGUAUGUGUGUGCAUACACGUACACACACACGAGUCAUGACAGGGAUCAGCACAUGCAAGCUUCAGGGCCAAAUCUGCCCUCCUGAAGAAUACCAGAGGCAAUAAAGUUGGGUGGCGGGAGUGGUAGCUGUGGUAAAUGACAGGACUUGGUAGCAGUCCAGUUUGCAGAAGGGGAAGAGUUGCUCAGGCCCUACAUCCCUUCAGAAGGGCCCCGCUGUCAAACAGCUUACUUACUCAUUAACUUGAAAGCUUUGGUUUCUUUGUGACAGUGCCGGAGAUUGUAGCAGUGAAAUGUUUUGCAAACUAUAUUGAAUGCCUACCAGAUAGGCAACUGGGUUCAGUGUGCCAAACACAGUUCAGACACAUCAGCUCUGUACCCUCCUCAAAUACCUAUCUAUAUCUUUCCUUUUUAAUAUUGUGCAGUAUGUCAAUGAUGUUAAUUGGACAAUAUGCGCAAUGUGAGUAAGCCAUUUGACAAAUUCAUGUGUUCCAAAUGAGUCCGAUAAGGUACCCAUUGUUUAACAAACACAUUGCUUGUAAAGGCAGUUCACUCGUCGCUGCAUUGUCUGUACAGAAGUGUGAGCCUUAACUCUAAAUACCCAUUAAUUAUGAACAGAGUAAGGCUUCUGCUUUUGAAACGCUACGAACUGUAUACAUGCAGCUUGUAGAAUUGCUAAAUCAGUAUUAACAUGGUGGACUAAUCCAUUCCAUAUGCUUUUUGCUUCUUUGUAAAAUAACUGUCUAUGAAGGUACAGUAUUUGUCUUCGUAAGAUAGUCUUGAAUCCAUCCAAAGAAUUUUCAUUACACUGUCCUCUUUCUGCUGCUUCUUUAAAGAGAACCACCUGAACCUGUCUUUAGAAUACAAUUUCAUAAUUUAUCAAAUCCUGUUUUUUGGGGGGAAAUACUCGUACCUUUUAAGUGUGGGAACAUCAUCAUGUGUUAUGCUUUGGGUUUGAAUUUAUUAAUGUAAGCUGUCUGGAAGGGUAUGGCAUAAUUGUAAAUCUCUGAAUGAUUUAUUCAAAUUAAUAUUACCUUUGUACCAGAGAUCUGCACAGCUCCAUCUGCUGCAAGGCAUCCUAUUAGCUUGAAAGGUGUUUGAUAAGGCUGUUGGACCUAUUCAGAAAACAAGGAGGCUGUAGUUUUCCUCUUGCUCAAACAGAAUGAGCAACAGAAACAUUUGCACAGAUGCUGGUGAGAAGAGGAAAUUAAGCUGCACUUGGCACUGGAACAGUAUCUACAAGCCUCAUUUCUCUUGCAUCUUGCAUGCAAGGUGGAGAACACGGUGGGUCAGGAAAGGUUGCUGGUUGUGGGGAAUAUAAUUGUUAACUGAUUCCACAAUGUACUGAACUGUCUGUUGUGACCUAUUCUGUGUCUUGGAAAGGUUUAUAUGAUCUAUACUGUACUACAGAAAUUUAAAUAUAUUUUGCUAUCUAUGAAA
This is a messenger RNA of Rhineura floridana, 6118 nucleotides long. RefSeq names its product sterol O-acyltransferase 1 (gene SOAT1). Gene Ontology annotation, biological process: cholesterol efflux; cholesterol metabolic process. Bases 234 to 1922 code for a protein of 562 amino acids. The record is from RefSeq and is a predicted model, not a curated record. Gene Ontology annotation, cellular component: endoplasmic reticulum membrane. Gene Ontology annotation, molecular function: fatty-acyl-CoA binding; cholesterol binding; cholesterol O-acyltransferase activity. The transcript has 16 exons. NCBI's taxonomy places the organism in Eukaryota, Metazoa, Chordata, Lepidosauria, Squamata, Rhineuridae.